GAAAGAAAAAACUUUAAUAUUUUAUUAUUAUACCACGGGGAAAGAAUUCCUUUUUGCUAUAAGACAGAGAAACAAAGAGAGGUUUAUGCUGACCAGAGAUCGCACCUGCUUCUUUUUCAUCUUCUUCUUCAACUGCCUGCCUGCCUGCCUGCCUGCUAUCGAUCACAAUCAAAUCAAAUCUAACGAUUCAACAAUUUCCGAUGGACAAAGAAGCCGGUUGCUGUUCCACCCACCUCAUAGAAGGAGAUGGCACAUUUAACGCUCAAGGGCUUGAUGAUUUUAUCAAACAAGUAAAAUUGGCUGAAUGUGGGCUUUCUUAUGCCGUUGUCGCUAUCAUGGGACCUCAAAGUAGUGGGAAAAGCACACUUUUGAAUAAUCUUUUUUACACAAACUUCAAGGAAAUGGAUGCUUAUAGGGGCAGGUCUCAAACAACCAAGGGUAUUUGGAUGGCAAGAUGUGUUGGUAUUGAACCCUGCACUAUUGUAAUGGAUCUUGAGGGUACUGAUGGAAGAGAGCGAGGAGAGGAUGAUACUGCAUUCGAAAAGCAGAGUGCGCUUUUUGCUCUUGCUGUCUCAGAUAUAGUGCUCAUAAACAUGUGGUGUCAUGAUAUCGGACGUGAGCAGGCUGCAAACAAACCUCUUCUGAAAACCGUAUUUCAGGUCAUGCUACGACUAUUUAGUCCACGCAAAACAACUUUGAUGUUCGUUAUACGUGAUAAGACACGGACACCUCUUGAAAAUCUAGAACCUGUCUUAAGGGAAGAUAUCCAGAAGAUAUGGGAUUCUGUUCCCAAACCAGAAGCUCACAAACAGACUCCACUGAGUGAAUUUUUUAAUGUAGAAGUCGUUGCCCUUUCUAGCUUUGAAGAGAAAGAAGAACAGUUUAAGGAGCAGGUGGCUAAUUUAAGGCAGAGAUUUUUUCAUUCUAUUGCACCUAAUGGCUUAGCCGGAGAUAGGCGGGGGGUUGUUCCUGCUUCGGGUUUUUCAUUUAGUGCUCAACAGAUUUGGGAAGUUAUAAAAGAGAACAAAGACCUUGACUUGCCUGCUCACAAGGUGAUGGUGGCCACUGUAAGAUGUGAAGAAAUUGCUAAUGAGAAAUACUCUCUGUUUGUAACAAACCAGGACUGGUGUGAUUUAGAAGAGGCUGUACAAUCUCACAUUGUUCCAGGCUUUGGAAGGAAGCUUAGUUCCAUGAUCGACAGUUGUUUAUCCAGUUACGAUGAAGAGGCUACUUACUUUGAAGAUAGUGUAAGAUCUGCCAAACGGAGGCAGUUGGAAGAGAAGUUGAUUCAACUUGUUCAACCGACCUACCAAUUGAUGCUGGAACACAUACAGUUAGAGACACUUGAUAAAUUUAAAAAGUCACUUCUUGAUGCUUUGAGUGGAGGAUUAGGGUUUGCAAAUGCUGCUCGUGAUUGCACUGGAUCAUUCAUUAGAAUCUUCGAAGAACAAUGCAAAGAUGCCACUAUCAAACAAGCUGAUUGGGACUCAGCUAAAAUCAGGGAUAAAUUUGCACGUGAUAUCGAUUCACAUAUUGCUGAAGUUCGAACUGCUAAGCUAUCUGAACUUAAUGCACUAUAUGAGUCAAAAUUAAAAGAAGCCUUAGAUGGACCUGUAGGAGCCCUACUAGAAGGAGGCGGUGAUGAUACCUGGCCCGCAAUAAGGAAACUUUUUCAUCAUGAGACUAAAACAGCUGUCUCUGAGUUUUCUGUUUCACUUUCUGGUUUUGAAAUGGAUGAAAAAACCAACGAAGAGAUCCUUUUGAAGCUGGAAAAUUAUGCUAGAGGUAUAGUUGAAGGGAAAACAAAAGAAGAAGCCGCAAAAGCCUUGUACCGCAUGAAGGAGAGAUUUACGUCUCUAUUCAACCAUGAUAGUGAUUCGAUGCCACGUAUAUGGACUGGAAAAGAAGAUAUACGAGCAAUUACCAAAACAGCUCGAUCUUCUUCUUUGAAGUUGCUCUCUGUGUUGGCUGCAAUUCGUUUGGACGAAGAUGUUGAUAAGAUUGGCGACACAUUAGUCCUUGCAUUAGUGGAUCACAAGAAAGGUGCUAGUCCAAGUGUCUCCUUACGGGACCCAUUGGCUUCAAGCGCAUGGGAAGAGGUUCCUGCAACAAAGACACUCAUAACUCCUGUUCAGUGUAAAUCAUUAUGGAGCCAGUUUCAAAGGGAGACAGAGUAUACCAUUACUCAAGCCAUUGCUUCACAGGAAGCUAAUAAGCGCAAUAACAAUUGGUUACCCCCUCCAUGGGCUAUAGCAGCCUUGGUGAUCUUGGGAUUCAAUGAAUUUAUGACUCUUUUAAGGAAUCCUUUGUGGUUGCUUGUUAUAUUUGUGGGUUAUUUGCUUUCCAAAGCUUUAUGGGUUCAACUAGACAUAUCUGGUGAAUUUCGCAAUGGCAUGCUUCCAGGAAUUCUGUCUUUAUCCACCAAGUUUCUUCCUACUGUCACAAACCUUCUCAGAAAACUGGCGGAAGAGGGUCAAAAGCCUGUUUCGGCUAAUCCCCAAAAAACCCCCUCAAACCCGGCACAUAUGUUAGGGAGUUAUCAAGGGGUAGAAAUAGAAUCAUCAACUGGCUCAUCUAACGUAACAACGGAAAACGGGCCUGAGUACACUAGCCCUCCCAGGCAUGUCAAAGAACAGUAAUUUUCUGGAGUAAACUCAUAUACAAGGUUCGGUUAUUUUGCAAGCACAAAGAACACAUUAGUUGUCGUAUUUUGGCUGCUAGCUUGCAUCAAGUUUUAAUGGGUGCCCGUUAGUAUUAGGGUCCAUGUAUUAUGGUUUUGAUUUAACUGGUCAUGUCACAAGUUGAGUUUUUUGUUUGUAUAUUGUGGGUAUGGCCGGAAGAGAUGCAUUUAUAAUAUGUUUUUAUUACUCGGUGUUUGUAUUUUAAUAGUACCAAAAAGCGAGUAAUAAGUGAUUAUUGCACUCGUGUUUGUUAUUUGUUUGGUAUGGAGGGUAUAAUCGUCAUUUCACUGUAAACGAAACCAGGAAUUGGUGGUGUUUGUUAAAUUUGCAAUACUUGCCUUUUGAGAGUUAA
Helianthus annuus (common sunflower) is the source of this 3033-nucleotide messenger RNA. Its product is annotated as protein ROOT HAIR DEFECTIVE 3. The record is from RefSeq and is a predicted model, not a curated record. The transcript is spliced from 23 exons. NCBI's taxonomy places the organism in Eukaryota, Viridiplantae, Streptophyta, Magnoliopsida, Asterales, Asteraceae. Gene Ontology annotation, molecular function: GTPase activity; GTP binding. Gene Ontology annotation, cellular component: endoplasmic reticulum. Bases 201 to 2639 code for a protein of 812 amino acids. Gene Ontology annotation, biological process: endoplasmic reticulum membrane fusion.